Heteronotia binoei (common prickly gecko) is the source of this 1157-nucleotide messenger RNA. Its product is annotated as gap junction delta-2 protein-like. The record is from RefSeq and is a predicted model, not a curated record. The transcript has 3 exons. Gene Ontology annotation, biological process: cell communication. The coding region runs from base 186 to 1088 and encodes 300 amino acids. Lineage: Eukaryota; Metazoa; Chordata; Lepidosauria; Squamata; Gekkonidae. Gene Ontology annotation, cellular component: connexin complex.
CCCCAGCUGCCGUGGCCGCCGCCGCCGCCGCUUCUCCUCCUUCUCCUCGCCGGAGCUGAUGGGGCGCCGGGGCCAGCGGUGAGCGGCGUUGGGGCGCCCGCGGGCGCCGGGGCGCGCAGGAGGGCGCCGGCCACCGUCCCGUCUCGGAGCACUCGGAUGCGGGGAGGCCCGUCCAGCCCGGAGCGAUGGGCGAGUGGACCAUUUUGGAACGGCUGCUGGAGGCUGCGGUGCAGCAGCAUUCCACCAUGAUCGGGAGGAUCCUGCUGACGGUGGUGGUGAUCUUCCGCAUCCUGAUCGUGGCCAUCGUGGGGGAGACGGUCUACGAGGACGAGCAGACGAUGUUCAUGUGCAACACGCUGCAGCCGGGCUGCAACCAGGCCUGCUAUGACAAGGCCUUCCCCAUCUCCCACAUCCGCUACUGGGUCUUCCAGAUCAUCCUGGUCUGCACCCCCAGCCUCUGCUUCAUCACCUACUCCGUCCACCAGUCCGCCAAGCAGCGCGACCGACGCUACUCCUUCCUCUACCCGCUGCUGGAGAAGGACUGCGCCCGCGACGGCCGGAAGGUGAAGAACGUCAACGGCAUCUUGGUCCAGAACCCGGACGGCUCGGCCAAGGAGGAGCCCGAUUGCCUGGAAGUGAAGGAGAUCCCCAGCACCCCCAUGCGGCCCCCCAAGAGCUCCAAGGUCAAGCGCCAAGAGGGCAUCUCCCGCUUCUACAUCAUCCAGGUGGUUUUCCGCAAUGCCUUGGAGAUCGGCUUCCUGGCGGGCCAGUACUUCCUCUACGGAUUCAACGUCCCCGCCAUCUUCGAGUGCGACCGCUACCCAUGCGUCAAAGAAGUGGAGUGCUAUGUCUCCCGCCCCACUGAGAAGACGGUGUUCUUGGUCUUCAUGUUUGCCGUCAGCGGCAUCUGCGUCCUCCUCAACCUGGCCGAACUCAACCACCUGGGCUGGCGCAAGAUCAAGACCGCCAUCCGCGGCGUGCAGGCCAGGCGGAAAUCCAUCUGCGAGGUGCGCAAGAAGGACAUCUCCUCGCUGGCCCAAGUGCCUACGCUCGGACGGACGCAGUCGAGUGAGUCUGCCUACGUCUGAGCUGGUUCCGAUCCCGCGGCGGUGGGGAAAAGGGCGCUCAGUGGAUCGGAAGUCGCCAACGCAAAAAAA